Aspergillus bombycis is the source of this 1713-nucleotide messenger RNA. Its product is annotated as serine/threonine-protein kinase. Gene Ontology annotation, biological process: spliceosomal complex assembly; protein phosphorylation; regulation of mRNA processing. The transcript has 5 exons. The record is from RefSeq and is a predicted model, not a curated record. Bases 1 to 1713 code for a protein of 570 amino acids. Lineage: Eukaryota; Fungi; Ascomycota; Eurotiomycetes; Eurotiales; Aspergillaceae. Gene Ontology annotation, molecular function: ATP binding; protein kinase activity.
AUGGACGGGGUUGAUAUCACCAAGGCUGUGCUGAAUAAAGGAAAGCAGAUGGCCAGUGUGGCCGCAUCGGCCGCCAAUGGCAAUGGCGGUAAGAAGCGCAGAAAAGGAACCGAUUUGAAGCCAAUCGUCACCAACGAAACAGCCGCUGAUUCUACGACAGAGGGGGCUCCCUCUCUCGCCAUCCCGCAAUCGCGAUCGCCCUCCACCUCCUCCGUUGACGAGAUCGAGACGACCGCCGAAGAGGAAGAUUCAGAAGACUACUGCAAGGGCGGGUAUCACCCGGUCACGGUCGGCGAAACGUAUAACAACGGUCGCUAUGUCGUCGUGCGCAAGUUGGGCUGGGGCCAUUUCUCCACCGUCUGGUUGUCCCGCGAUACCACCACCGGCAAACACGUCGCCCUCAAAGUCGUUCGUUCCGCGGCUCACUACACCGAAACCGCCAUCGAUGAGAUCAAGCUCCUGAAUCGCAUUGUACAAGCCAAGCCGUCGCACCCGGGUCGCAAGCAUGUCGUCAGUCUGCUCGACUCCUUCGAACACAAAGGUCCCAACGGGGUCCACGUAUGUAUGGUAUUUGAGGUAUUGGGUGAGAAUCUACUCGGUUUGAUUAAGCGAUGGAAUCACCGCGGCAUUCCGAUGCCGCUGGUCAAACAGAUUACGAAACAGGUCCUCCUGGGAUUGGACUAUCUCCACCGCGAAUGCGGUAUCGUCCAUACAGAUCUGAAGCCGGAGAACGUAUUGAUCGAGAUCGGCGAUGUGGAACAGAUUGUGAAGACAUACGUGAAGGAGGAGCAGAAGAAGGACCACAAAGAGGAUAACCGCAAUGGCCGGCGGCGGCGCAGGACCCUAAUCACGGGGAGUCAACCGUUGCCGAGCCCGCUCAACACCACCUUUGAUUUCAAACACAGCUCGCACCACUCGCAGAGUAGUCUGAGUCAAAUGAUCAAUGAGGAGUCUGAAUCCGCCCCGUCGGAGAAGUCAUCCAUGAAAGAAAUGCUCGGCAUCAAGGAGGAAGAUGAGAAACAGAAACAACGAGAAAAGACUGCUGACCUCCUCGAACGCGAAGUAUCCGGCAUCUCCUUGAAUAAAUCCUCCAAAGAAGCGAAAGACGAACCAGAAUGCGAUAUUAUCUCGGUCAAGAUUGCUGAUCUGGGAAAUGCCUGCUGGGUCGGCCACCACUUUACGAACGACAUCCAAACACGACAGUAUCGCUCGCCCGAGGUCAUUCUCGGGUCCAAGUGGGGUGCGAGUACGGAUGUAUGGAGUAUGGCGUGCAUGGUCUUCGAGCUCAUCACGGGGGAUUACCUCUUCGAUCCGCAAUCGGGUACGAAAUACGGCAAGGACGACGAUCACAUUGCACAAAUCAUCGAACUACUAGGUCCCUUCCCCAAAUCGCUCUGCCUCUCUGGCAAGUGGUCGCAGGAGAUCUUUAACCGCAAGGGUGAAUUGCGCAACAUCCAUCGACUCCGUCACUGGGCCCUACCAGAUGUCCUUCGGGAGAAGUACCAUUUCUCGGCAGAAGAGAGUAUGCGCAUCAGCGAAUUCUUGUUGCCCAUGCUGGAAAUCCCGCCCGAGCGACGUGCCAAUGCUGGUGGGAUGGCAUCGCAUGCGUGGAUGAAGGAUGCGGCAGGGAUGGAUGCCGUCGACCUGGGCGUUCCCCCCGGCAGCCGGGGCGAAGGGAUCGAAGGAUGGGCAUCCGAGGUGAAGCGGCGGUAG